Cylindrotheca closterium is the source of this 519-nucleotide messenger RNA. Lineage: Eukaryota; Bacillariophyta; Bacillariophyceae; Bacillariales; Bacillariaceae. The record is from the annotation of a GenBank genome assembly.
AUGGCGGAAUCAGAAGCAACAGCUUCCAUAGGUGAAGGGAUUCUGACUCAGGUCUUCUCCUCAUGUUCCGCAGAUCCGAGGGGGUCUGUUCAUCGAUUGUGGGGAAUAAGUCUCCUUUUCGUAGUCCUAUACUUUGUGGUUGCCAUUUUCGAAAUGAUGAACAUGAAAUCAAACGAUGGGUCGUUCGCUGUUUUGAUUGCUUCUAUAUGGUCUGGAUUGGUCCAUUUGGGAUUGGGUGUUCUUGGAACGUUUGUGCUGAAACGUUUCCCAACAUCUUUUUCAGUUGGCUUCUUAUUGGGGGUCAUGAUAGUAAUUGCAAACCAGAAUCUACUACUCUUUGCAACAUUCCUGAAGUUUGGCCAGGGUGAUAAAACAACGAAUACACUUUUUGCAGUUGUUGGACUCUGUGUGUUUGGGGUCAUGAGCUUCAUGUCGCUUCUGUUAUUUCACUUCAAACAAGAUGUUGUGGUUGCGCAACUGGAAUCAUCUGGAAAAGAGUCAAACAGAGAUGUUGCCUGA